AUGUCGGAGUUGGUGGUAUGUCGGAGUUGCUGGGUCCGACUUGCUAGUGCAAGUCGGCCCCAGCAAAGCGAGGAAUUGCCGACGGGUAUAUGCGCCGCUUCUAAACCCGCUUCAACCUGGUAUCCCACUCAAUUGAUUGAUGUGGGGUUGUUGGACGCUGAUGCGGAAAACCGUCCCCGGCUCGUUAUAACAUCCGAAGCUUCGAUGGACGGGCGGGGGCCAUACGUCAGUCUCAGUCACUGCUGGGGUAGAGUCAAACCAUUAACAUUGACUACCGGGACUCUUGAUCAAUUUUUAAAUGGUAUCGAUUUGACACUUGUACCUGCAACCUUCUUGGACGCAUUCAAGCUGACUCGGGCAAUCGGUUUUCGUUUCAUUUGGAUCGACUCUCUCUGUAUCAUUCAAAAUUCAUUGGACGACUGGGAAUAUGAAGCAGGAACUAUGUUGCGAGUCUACCAAAAUGCCUACUGUAACAUCGCUGCAACGCAUUCUCGCAAUAGCAGCCAAGGCCUGUUUCGCAGCCGCAAUCCUAAAGCUUUAUUCGUAGUGCUUUACUUGACGAAAAUUCAAGAUCUAAAUGGAACAUUCGAGCUGCCCAAUAAUGAUCAAUGGGAAACAGACAUUGACGAUGCGCCUCUAAAUCGCCGACCGUGGGUGGUCCAAGAACGGCAAAUAUCAAAACGCAUUCUUCAUUUUGCAGCGGAUCAAAUUUACUGGGAUUGCUACCAGUCACAUAUUGGCGAAGCGUUCUCCCAUCCUCCCAGUAGUCGCAGGUUAGCGACCAAGAAAAAUCAAGGCCCUCUAGAUAUGCUUAACGAAGAGAAAUUUUCGCACACAUGGGGUCAUACUGUCCACCAAUAUACAUCGAGCGGGCUUACUUUUCCGGAAAAGGACAAGAUUCUUGCAAUUUCGAGCAUGGCACAAUAUCUACAAGAAGUGUGGAGUGAUGAAUAUUGCGCUGGUUUGUGGCGGAAGUACAUCGAAAAACAACUUUGCUGGAGAAGUCUUCGCCAGCCUGAGAGAAAUUCGCCAAAAGUAUUGAGAGCACCUCGUGGUCUUGUCUCUCUUAUGAUGGUGCAGUGCAGCUCAACUAUCUUCCUGGUUGGCCUGAAACGCGACUGUUCAUACUUGUCAUCGAUGUUGAGGUACAGCAGGACAUAA
Molecule: messenger RNA, 1161 nt
Organism: Hyaloscypha bicolor E
Lineage: Eukaryota; Fungi; Ascomycota; Leotiomycetes; Helotiales; Hyaloscyphaceae
Product: HET-domain-containing protein
Exons: 2
Coding region: 1-1161 (386 amino acids)
Source: RefSeq, a predicted model, not a curated record